UUAGCAGAAGAUUGUGAUUCCGCCCUUGUUUCAUUUCGGCAGUUUGCAAAACUGCAAAGCCAUAAAUUGUUUUUCAUUAACAAAUUUCUCUGCAACCCUUUCUCCUUUAUCUUUUUAUUUUAAGAAGCAGAAUGGCUUUGCGAGGGGUUUGGCAACUUCACAAGCUAAUUGUCAGCUGUUGCGACUGGGGCGGAAGUAGCAGAGGUAUUAGGGCAUUUAUGGAGUCACAUUUACCAGUGUUUAAGGAGAAGAAUCCUCAAUUAGAGGUGGUUACUGAACUCAUUCGUGGUCAGCAUCCACAUCUUAAGGGUUUUUACAAGAACAAGAAUGAGCGAGUGAUAUGUGUGAAGAAUAUGGAUCCAGAAGACAUACUUUUGCAUGCAACAAGGCUAAGGAAUGCAUUGGGAAGGAAGGUAGUCAAAUUGAGGACAAGGCACGUAACCAAACACCCCAGUGUGCAAGGUACUUGGACAACUGCUGUGAAGUUUUAAGAUGGAAAACUUGGUGUAAGAAAAUUCCCUAGGGCACAGUACCAUGGUGGUUCCUUUGCUUAUGGUGAGUUAGUAUAUGUUUGGAAACCCUUAAUAAUCAUGUAAAAACAUGUUUCAACGUGAAAGAUAUAAUUUGUGGCGUUGAAAUAGAUCCAUAUUUGAAUAGAUUUAAUACCAAUUCAAACACGCCAUUAAUCAAUUUGGGAACUAGUGGGUAUAAGUUCUCAUGUAUCUGGCACAAUCCCCAGUUUUUCAAUAAUAAGUGAAAAACCUAAGUAGAAGUGAUUUUUGGUUCCGUUUAAAGUAGUGUUUGUUUCAGCGGCGUGGUGCAAUGGGCAGCUUAAUGGAGGAAAUGCUUGUUUCUGAAAAACAAUUGCUUCGGAUACGAGAUUUUCAUGGUUGGCCUCAAAAAAUUAAAUCAAUUUGUAAAUA
Molecule: messenger RNA, 923 nt
Organism: Abrus precatorius (Indian licorice)
Lineage: Eukaryota; Viridiplantae; Streptophyta; Magnoliopsida; Fabales; Fabaceae
Product: 54S ribosomal protein L51, mitochondrial-like
Exons: 3
Coding region: 132-491 (119 amino acids)
Biological process (GO): mitochondrial translation
Cellular component (GO): mitochondrial large ribosomal subunit
Molecular function (GO): structural constituent of ribosome
Source: RefSeq, a predicted model, not a curated record